AUGAGUGGCUGGCAGGAAGAGGAAGUGACAGAUGCUGGCAGAAGAGAAAAGCCUGGCAUAGAGAACCACACGGUGGACAGAAAGAAAGACUAGAGAGCUGCCGGCAGGCCCAGAGAGCUGAGAGGCUUCACCAAAUGCAGACAUUUGUAUCAGGCUGCCACAGGGAAGCCAUAUACUGUGCCUGGAGAGACAGAGAGCAUGAAAGAAAUCCAGAUUGGAGAAACCAGCAUCAGCAGGGGAUUUCCAUCUGAGCAUCCAAAGGGCCUCUUGCCCUGGUCACCUGGGGCUCCACUCUGGAGAUGUCACAUAUAGAUCUCUGUGAAGUUAGAAACUGGCUAACGGCCAACAUGGACAGGACUAAAGAACAAGAAAUGGACAUGGAUGGUUUGUAUCAGGAUUUGCUUGACCGGCCAUCGUCAGUGUUCUUUGAUAAACAUGACAAGAAGCUUUGCCCCAAAAUUUGCUGCCAGUGCCAUAGCAAUGUCCUCUGUAGUGCCAAUGGCUCUCCAUUGUCGCUCCAUGUUGCCUGCCUGCAUGACACUGCUGGUGGUCACAUGACUCACCUAGUUCAGUUACUUGUUCAGUUGGUUCAGGCCAACUGCUGUUUGGACAGUGAGGAGAAGAGACAUGGAGUGAGAGUGGCGAUAGAUAAAAGUAGAUAAAUUGCGAUAGAGCUUAAAUAAAAUUAAAAAAAACAGUAUAGGAGGAGAGAUUAACAUGGAGGUGACGAAGAAGAGGAGUCGGAAUUCGGAGGAGGAAGGACAAGGCAAGAAAAGGAGAUGGAGUGAUGGAGAUUUAGAAGAGAAGAAGAAAAGCCUGGUGAAAAAGAAAACCAGUGAAGAUGGGGGCAGUAAAAGGAGAAGGAGAGAAAGGGAGCUGGAAGAGAAGAAGAAAAGCCCUAAAGAAAGGAAGACCAGUGGAGAUAGGAGCAAUAACAGAAGGGGUGAUGGUGAUUUGGAAGACAAGAAGAAAAGCCUGGUGAAAAAGAAGACCAGUGAAGAUGGGGGCAGGAGAAUGAGUGAAGGACAGAUAGAAGAGAGGAAAAGCUCCAUACAAAGGAAGAACUGUAGAGAUUGGAGCAAUAAUAGAAGGAGUGAAGGUGAGUUAGAAGAUCAGAAGAAAAGUCAAAUGAAAAAGAUCAGUGUAGAUGGGGGCAGUAAAAGGAGAAGGAGUGAAGGACAGGUAAAAGAAACGGAGAAAAGCCCCAUGGAAAGGAAGACCAGUGAAGAUGGGAGAAAUAAAAGGAGAAGGAGUGGAGAUGAGUUGGAAGAAAAGAAGAAACACCCCAUGGAAAAGAAGACCCGUCAAGAUGGGAGCAAUAAAAGCAGAAGGAGUAAAUUAAAAGACAAGGAGAAAAGCCCCAUAGAGAAGAGUGAAAAGUUACAGUUAGAAGAAAAGAAAAGUCAGUUGGAAAAGACCAGUAAAGGAUUGAAUAAGGAUCAAAAAUCAAGAAGUCCAGAGGAUCCCUUAGAAGGUGGAAGCGCAGUGAAGAAACUCUGUGUGGAUAUCAGCAGACCUGUCCCCCUGGAUAUUAAGAACUACAGGUUUUAUUCAGAGCUGGGAAAAGGAGGCUUUGGCCGGGUGAUGUUGGCUUCGUUUACACCUAAGAAGCAACUGGUAGCAGUAAAGAUCAUGCAGAAAAGUCCAGACAAGAACAACUUCAACAUCAUGAUGAAGGAGGCCCGAGUGCUGUCGGUCGCUAGAGGAAGCACAUUUUUAUGCCAUUCCUACGCAGCUUUUCAAUCAGAGCUGGAAUCCUUCUUCGUCCUGGAGUAUGCCAGCGGGAAAUCUUUAAUGCAAAUGAUUCUUCGCAAAGGAAAUCUGCCAAUGGCAAGAAUCAUGUUCUACACAGCGGAGAUGGUGGUUGCUGUCCAGUUCCUGCACUCUAAGGGCAUCAUUCAUCGUGACCUGAAACCUGACAACGUGUUGGUGGACAGAUACGGCCAUAUCAAGAUCUGCGACUUUGGCCUCGCCGCAGAGAACAUCUUCGACCAGACAAGAACCAACGGAGUAAUAGGAACCCCUGGAUACCGCGCACCAGAGGUUCUAUCAAAGGCAGAGUAUAACGCAGGCGUGGAUUGGUGGUCUUUUGGGAUUACCAUGUACCAAAUGGCCACGGGCAGCUUGCCAUUUUCACCAUCAGGCAGUAUUUUAAGGCAAUUCUUUGCAAUAAAGAAGAAUACGCCUUAUUACCCAUAUUAUAUGAGCAAGGAAAUGCUGGACCUCCUGCCGAAGCUUUUGGAGAUGGAUGAGAAUCAGCGGAUCGGUGUCAACGGAAACAUCAGGGAGCACGCUUUCUACAGCACAGUGAAGUGGGAAGAGCUGGAGAACCGGAGAGUGAAAACCCCUUUCCAGCCAGGAAUGCCAUCAGCAGAUGACUUCACUGAAAUCCCGCUGUCAUUCUCCUCUCAAAUUCGGAACGAGGAAACCAACUUGGCAGAUUUCUCCCACGUGGAUCCCAGCUGGAGUUGGCAGGAGUAAGGCAUUGGUUCUAAUAUGGGA
Molecule: messenger RNA, 2502 nt
Organism: Xenopus laevis (African clawed frog)
Lineage: Eukaryota; Metazoa; Chordata; Amphibia; Anura; Pipidae
Product: protein kinase C delta type-like
Exons: 11
Coding region: 718-2481 (587 amino acids)
Source: RefSeq, a predicted model, not a curated record